UUCACUUGUCGCCCAUCAAGCUGUCACAACCUGAGGGAAGAAGUUCAUCAACACUUGUCAGUGUAAACUCCAUCUUUACACGGAUAAUUAACCCUGACAACUAAAAGAUGUGGAAGUCAGUCGUGGGCCACAAUGUGAGCGUGAAGGUGGCCGCAGAGGGCGACGACUGGGAGACAGACCCUGAUUUUGAGAAUGACGUAUCAGAGCAGGAGCAGAGGUGGGGAGCCAAGACCAUUGAGGGUUCAGGACGUAAAGAGCACAUCAGUGUUGCAGAGCUCAGAAGCAAAGUGGUUGGGGAGCACGAGCAGGUGAAGCAGAAGGAACAGACUCCCAAAGCCUCGUACGGAUAUGGAGGGAAGUUUGGAGUCGAAAAAGACCGAAUGGACAAGGCGGCUCUGGGGCACGACUAUGUGGCACAGGUCGAGCAGCACUCCUCUCAGAAAGAUGCAGCGAAAGGGUUCGGUGGGAAAUUUGGUGUUCAGAAAGACCGAGUGGACAAGUCCGCCCUGGGCUUUGAAUACAAAGGAGAGGUGCAGCAACAUGCAUCUCAGAAAGGUAAGUCCCCUGUCAUCCACCUUCUCACUUACAGUACAAUAUUUCCCUUUUGGAAGUUGCCACCUAACAGAAUUUUACUUAAAAUCCAAAUGUUUUUAGAUUACUCAAAGGGCUUUGGAGGAAAAUACGGAGUGGAGAAGGAGAAAGUGGAUAAGGCCGCUUUGGGGUACGACUAUAAAGGACAAACAGAGAAGCACCAGUCACAAAAAGACUACUCUAAGGGAUUCGGAGGGAAGUACGGUGUGGAGAAGGAGAAGGUGGACAAAGCUGCUUUGGGGUACGACUACAAAGGAGAGACAGAGAUGCACCAGUCGCAGAAAGAUUAUUCGAAGGGAUUUGGAGGGAAGUUUGGUGUCGAGAAGGAGAAGGUGGAUAAAGCUGCGUUGGGUUACGAUUAUAAGGGCGAGACGGAGAAACAUCAGUCACAGAAAGAUUAUUCAGCAGGUUUUGGAGGUCGUUACGGAGUUCAGGAAGAUCGCAUGGAUAAGAGUGCAGCCGGCUUCUCUGACAUUGACUCUCCAACCUCAGCGUAUGAAAAGACACAACCAAUAGAGGCCUGUAGUUCAGGCGCAGGAAAGCUGAAGGCCCGUUUUGAGAACAUGGCCAAAGCGUCAGAUGAAGAGAGCAAGAAGAAGGCAGAAGAAGAGAAAGCGAGGAGACAAGCCAGGGAGAGCAGAGAGCGAGAGGCGGCCAAACGCAGACAAGAGGAGGAGAGCAGAAGACAGGAGGAAAUCCGUCCACCACCUGUACCAAAUGUGGUUCCAGAUGUGGAACCAGAUGUGGAGUACGAAAUGCCACCAGAAGAAUUCCCCCAGCACAUGCCACAGAUACAAGAAACACCGGAGCCACAGCCAGAGUCUGAGGAGGAACCAGAAUACGACGAGCCCCCGGCCUUGCCUCCACGCUCAGAUGAUUUCCUUGAGCUCGAUGCUCCUCCCCCUCUACCCAACCGGUCAGCUGAUGUGGAGGAGGACGAAGGAGAGGACGAAGGAGAGUACGAGGAACUUAUUGAGCCGCCUCCUCCUGCACCGCAAGCUGACGAUAACGACUAUGAGGACCUGACGUCCGGUCAGACGGCAGUAGCGAUUUACGACUACGAAGGAGAGGCUGACGACGAGAUCUCCUUCAACCCGGAUGACAUCAUCACCAACAUAGAGAUGAUUGACGAGGGCUGGUGGAAGGGACAUUGUCACGGACGUGUCGGUCUUUUCCCGGCCGCUUACGUUCAGCUGCAGUGAGCGCCGUGAGGGAGGUUUUGCACAAGCUUCAAACAACUAUGUUUCUGAGGUUUUUAGACAGAGGGAAUUCACUUUAGCAACCUAUUUAUAAAAUAACUGUGUUCCAGUCCCCAUACUACCAUACUGUAUAGUCUGCCAGAAAAAGAUUUAGUAAGUCCCAAUAGAUAGUAUGUCAAACGCAGCAUGCCAAAAAUACCAGGAUGUUCUACUACAUCCGGUCCGGUUUUGCAGUAUGUAAGUAUGUAAGCCAGCAUGUUUUUCUGGCUAUACUGACCCACAAUCCUUUGCACAGCAGCAGAUACGUCACAUCAACUGAGCCGCAAACACGUAACUGAUUGACAGCAAUGGUGGAAUUACAUCUGCAUUUUUCUGUCAGUUAUUUUCAAUCUGUGCAGUUAUAACUUAAAAACCACAUACAUGCAAACUAACAACAGCAGAGCUCUCAGGUUGAUCUGUCUCUGGCGAACCCAGUAAGUGGCAUUUUUAUCUCCAAGGUAACACAUAUGAAAGCAAGAGGAGGUUCAGGGCGUAAAGUUUGUGCAUACUGCAUGGAGCAGUACACUCUCUC
Molecule: messenger RNA, 2361 nt
Organism: Epinephelus moara (kelp grouper)
Lineage: Eukaryota; Metazoa; Chordata; Actinopteri; Perciformes; Serranidae
Gene: hcls1
Product: hematopoietic cell-specific Lyn substrate 1
Exons: 15
Coding region: 108-1793 (561 amino acids)
Biological process (GO): regulation of actin filament polymerization
Cellular component (GO): plasma membrane; cortical actin cytoskeleton; actin filament
Molecular function (GO): actin filament binding
Source: RefSeq, a predicted model, not a curated record